AUGAGGCUUGUAUCUGGGGCGCUCGUGAGCCACAUAACGCCUCAUAAACUAAUUACACUUUUCCAAAACCUAGAAUUUGGAAUAUUUCUCAGGAAAGAGCGACCUGCCGGCGCCGGCUCGGAAGGCGUUCCCGGCGCCGUGGGUGGGGCCGUGUCUUGGCACAGUUUUCACAACCACCUCUCACUCACACACACUCGCUCACACUUAUUCGACAGUUCACAACUCUAUAAGCCAUCUCACAAAAUGCCACCAAAACGACUGCACAUACUGCAGCCACUCACCUCCCAACCAUGGCAACUCACAACAGUAGCCCGUCGCCAUUUCGCAUCCUCAUCAGAACCCAAAACCAAUCACCAAAAAAGAACCAAACCCUCCCUCUACAACCGGCUCUUCCCCAAAGCCUCCACCCCCCAACCAUCCAAAGCCUCACCCUUAGGCAACACCACCACCGCCACCGCCGCCCAAAACGAUGACCCCGAACCACCACGAAUAUCCCUCCACGACGACCAAGAACUCGGCGAAUGGCUAAAGCAGCUCCAGUCCACCUUCGCCGAUGACACCACCACCACCACCACCACUGACAAAGACCCCAACGCCCCAACAGUCCUCAUCCUCUCCGCCCCCCGAGACCUCCUAGAAUCAGACUUCUACCGCGUCUCCCCGUCAGGCCAACACGUCCAAGGCUGGACCAGCGGUCCCGACAAAGGUUCCCUCCCCCCUCCCCCCUUCUUGGCCCCCCCCCAGAGACUAACCGCCUCCUAUACUCCUCCCCCACCCCCCCCCCCACCACCUCUCCCCAACCCACAUCUUCUACCUCUUCUCCCCCUCCCCCCCCUCACACCUAUCUUACCUCUCCCUCCUCAAAACCCAACACUCCCUCUCCCGCUCCGCCCCCCUACCCCCUCUCCCCUCCCUUUUUUUCCCCUCCCCCUAAUCCAUACCUCACUCCCUCAUCCCCCCUCACAUCCCGACCAUAACCUCCUCCAUCCACCCCUUGUCAAGCCUUCAAACCUCCUUCCUAACCAGCACCCUCCCAAAGACCAACCAAGCCCGUCUACUACCAAUCCCCCAACCCUUUUCCGAUGUCCCUCAACAGGCAGCAGGGAAUUUCAUCCUCCUCCGCCUGAGCAACGGCAAGCUCACACCCCGGUAUCUAUCCCAUCUGAUCCAAAACGACGACGCACCCUGGGGGAUACUCCCCAAAACCAGGAAAAAGGGCGCCAUCACACCGCUGAGGGCGACGAUGAGCUAUGUCGGAUUGCCAGAGUCGCAAAAUGA
Messenger RNA from Podospora anserina S mat+, 1278 nucleotides. RefSeq lists its product as uncharacterized. The transcript has a single exon. The record is from RefSeq and is a predicted model, not a curated record. Bases 1 to 1278 code for a protein of 425 amino acids. NCBI's taxonomy places the organism in Eukaryota, Fungi, Ascomycota, Sordariomycetes, Sordariales, Podosporaceae.